GUCACCUAUCUAGUAAGUACACAGAUACUUACAAUUUAUAUUCUGUAUUAUAAAUCAAAUUAAACCCACAUUUACAUAUAAUUCCCUCUUCACUCUUGAAGUCUCUGGAGUUGAAGGAUUAUAUCUAUACCAACACGCACUCACCUCGCCUCCUUUGCGGAAACUGCGAUACCGAUAACGAUUCUUUAUCAAUGAACAAGCAUACAACCACCAUCAUAUAGUCAACGCCCACCACUUUGAGCAGAAGACAGGAACUUCUUCGUCUUGUCAGUUUCACAGAGGUAUGGCGGAGGAAUCUAUGCCAUCGAGGCAGCUCUGCGACUUCCUGAAAACAUUGCCCCGUGUCCACCAGAACCGCUACACAGAGGCAGCGGAACGCGAUUUACUACAGAGUCUCUUCUGGUCAUUGGCUGGCGGACAAAAAGAACACUUGAACCUCUUCUUCCCAGAAAACUCGAGGCCAUCAGCUAGUGAAGUAUGGAAAUUGAGGAAAGCGCAAGGAGGAACCGAUGGCGACGAAUUUACAGAGGCGGCUCGAGGGAAAGUCUGCGGACAUAUAUUCAAGACCGGAGAAGCUACAUACCGAUGCAAAACUUGUAGUUCCGAUGACACAUGCGUACUCUGCAGUCGAUGUUACGAUUCCUCUGAUCAUACGGGUCAUAUGGUAUAUGUGAGUGUAUCAUUGGGCAACAGCGGAUGUUGCGACUGUGGAGAUCCAGAAGCAUGGCGUUUGCCGGUACACUGCUCGAUACAUACAUCACAUGGACCUGGUGUAGAAGGUGAAGGCAAGGGCAAAGCAGCAAGUCUGCCUGAUGAAUUGGUGGAAAGCAUUCGAAUGACCAUCGGAAGGGCUUUUGAUUAUAUUUGCGAUGUUAUAUCAUGUUCACCAGAACAGCUGCGAUUACCCAAAUCAAAGGAGUCGAUACAACAGGAUGAGAGGAGGUCGCGGUUGACUUCGUCUUACUAUAAUGGAGAUAUUGUUGAGGAUCCAUGUGAAUAUGCACUUCUUCUUUGGAACGACGAGAAGCACACUGUCAAUGAAGUUCGAGACCAGGUAGCAAGAGCUUGCAAGGUAACGAAUGCGGAGGGUAUGCAGCGAGCGCAUGAAACUGAUGAUAUUGGUCGAAGCGUCAUCAAAUAUGAUCACGACAUUGACAAGCUGCUAAGAGUCUCAAGGGUUGUGGAACAAAUCAAGGUCACAGUUACCAUUCGUUCUGCUCGGGAUACCUUUAGGGAGCAGAUGUGUGGAACCAUCAUUGAAUGGCUCAGUGAUAUCUCUGGUUGCAGUGUCGGUCCAGACCACAACGUAUUACGUCAGGUGGUUUGUGAAGAGAUGCUCAAGGAGUGGAAUCGUGGAAGUGAAGCCAGUAAUGCCGACAUAGGGUUGAAGGGUAUUGAUGAUCACGAAAGAGAGGAAAUGUUGUGGUCAGAUGCUGAAAAUCGCGUGCUGAGACAUAUUAUAACAACAGAUCGCCGAACUCAGGCUAUGGCAGUAAUGGCCGCCGUCGCUGCUACUGACUCGGACUCGGACGAUACUGAUAAUGGAGAUGAUGAUGACCUCAAUGAAGCCAAUAUUGUACGAAUGCUUGAAAAUGCGGAUCAAGACGCUUCUAGUGAUGAAGAAGUAGAACUUGUUCGUUUUGAUCCGGCAGAGCCAGCGGAGAUAAGAAUUAUACAGCCAACCAGACAACCAGUUCCAGCACCUCAGCAGGAAACCCAGAUUGGAACAGAGACCGAUAACGAUGGAGAUGUUGAUAUGAUUGGUGGAGACGAUGAGGCGUUGGAGGUACAAGAAGCUACUUUGGCUGGAUAUCCACCCCCACCUCCACCACCCCCUCCCGCCCCUCACAGAGUCACUAGAGAUCGUGAUCUUACACCAUCAGAUUCUGAUACUGCAGAAAUGCAACCUCUUAUUUCAGAUAAUCUUUAUGCGAAAGCCAAGAUGGAGAUUCCUAAGACUCCGGCGAAUCCAGUAAAGAAGGAAAUCGCAAAACCAGCUAGAUACUGGCUUGAAAGUCCUCCUGGCUAUACGGACAGGGAAUCUGUACCUUUACAUGAGGAUUUGUGGCACAAAUUACGAUUAGACUGGUUGAUUUUGUUCGACUUGAGGAUGUGGAAAAAAGUUAGAGUUGAUCUUCGUGAACUAUAUAUCUCGACCGUGGUAUCGAUUCCGGAAUUCAAACGUGUGCUGGGACUUCGCUUUUCAGGCCUUUACACGACUCUCGCGCAACUCUAUUUGAUUGCCGACAGGGAACCAGAUCACUCAAUUAUCAACAUUUCUCUACAAAUGUUGACAACGCCAUCGAUUACUGCUGAAAUCGUGGAAAGGGGAAACUUCUUGACCAAUUUAAUGGCAAUUCUAUACACCUUCCUUACCACUCGACAGGUUGGACAUCCUUAUGAGAUCUUUCCAAAUGCCACUCUGGCGUUUGACUCGGGCUCUGUAACAAAUCGAAGAAUGUACCACUUUUUCAUGGAUUUGAAAUAUUUGUUCGGUUCAGAGCAUGUACAAGAAAAGUUGCGCACGGAAGAAAGAUACAUGCUUCAGUUCCUAGACUUGGUCAAACUCCAUCAAGGUAUUUGUCCUAAUAUUAGGGCAGUUGGUGAACACGUAGAGUAUGAAACGGAUGCUUGGAUUAGUGCAUCUCUCAUCACACGGGAAAUCAAUCGAUUGUGUAGACAAUUCUCAGAGUCUUUCAAGUGGGUCCCUGGCGAGUCGACGGAACCUGUCUGCAGGGUGAUUCGAACUGCAGCAAAAGCAGUUAUUCUCAGCUCUCUGGGCACUGAGAGAAAGCGAUUUACUCAGGCAGAGAUCAAGGACGAAAUCAAAUUCAAGAAAGUGGGUGAUUAUGAAUUUGAUACUACCGAACAGUCGAAUAGCGUCGUUCAGCAUUCAGUCGUCAAGUUCGUGGUAGAGUCACAACCUAUUAGUUUCCAUCAUGCUCUCCACUAUACUCUAUCCUGGCUCAUUGAGUGUGGAAAGAGUAUGUCUCGGGAACAGCUCAUCCAACUAUUAAGCUUUACUACCCAGGAACUUCUUCAGAAACCUAAGCCCAUGGGACAAAGAACCAUGCCAAGUCAAGAAUACUCCCCAGAAGAUCAUUUAAUGGCAGCUUUCGAUUAUCCUCUUCGAGUAUGUGCGUGGUUGGCACAAAUGAAAGCUAAUAUGUGGGUUCGAAACGGUAUGAGUCUUCGUCACCAACAAGGUACAUACCGCGGAGUCACUCUACGUGAUGUAUCCCACCACAGAGAUAUUUUCCUUCUUCAAACUGCCAUGGUUGUGUGUUCACCUGCUCGUAUGCUGGUUUCAAUCAUUGAUCGAUUUGGUCUUGAGCAAUGGAUGAAAGGUUUGUACGAAGUGAAAUCAGAUGGGGUUGAUGAUGGCCAGAUCCUUGAUAUUGCGGAGGAUUUAAUUCAUCUUCUCAUUGUAUUGAUCAGUGACAGGACGUCUUUGGUUUCGAAUGACGAUGACCCUGGUUCUCAUAUAAUGGCUAUGCGUCGAGACAUCGCCCAUGUACUUUGCUUCAAACCUCUUUCAUUUACAGAGAUUUGUGGGAAGUUACCCGAUAAAUUCCAAGACCAGGAAGAGUGUCAAGAUAUUCUUGAUGAGAUGACAAAUUUCAAACCUCCCGAGGGACUCAAUGACGUCGGAACCUUUGAGCUUAAGGAACAGUAUCUGGAGGAUAUCGAUCCUUACAUCGCUCAUUAUAGCAAGAACCAAAGAGAAGAAUCCGAAAAUACUUACAAAGCUUGGGUAGCAAAGAAGACGGGCAGACCAGCUGCCGAAAUUGUCUUUGAGCCAAAACUUCGCUCCAUUGAGUCUGGUGCAUUCUCAGAUCUAGCGGCUUUCACUCGAACAGGUAUCUUUGCUCAAAUAAUCUAUUAUGCUCUUCUUUAUCCUUUGAUGUCGGAUAAGCUUACACCUACUGUACCCGUAACUCGCGUGGAGGCAUUCUUACAUGUCGUCCUCCACCUAGUUCUUAUUGCCGUAUCGGAAGAUAAGACGGAUGAGGACGAGAUGUCAGAAGAGUCUCUCGAGUCGUUUGUCUACAUUGCGCUGACAAGCAAUGCACGAAGCAAUUUCUCACCUAGUUCUCCAGCCUCGAAGACAAUUGUUGCUAUCCUAGAAAUGUUGUCCCGGAAAGAGGAAUUUAAAACUUGUCACCCAAAGAUUACUCUAGUGCUCAAGAGAAUGAAGCAAAAGCGACCUAGAAAUUUUGAGACUGCCUUUUCGCGAUUAGGUGUUCCAGUUGAUAGAAUCUCUACGGCUUCGCCUGCAAAUAAUAAUGCCCUCGAAGAUAAGGAGAAGAAGAAGCAAGCUGCAUUAGAACGUCAAAAGAGGGUCAUGGCACAGUUUCAACAACAGCAAAAGAACUUCCUCGACAACCAGGGAGAUAUUGAUUGGGGUGAAGAUGAUAUCAGUGAUUCAGAUAUGGAAUCCGAAGGCGAGAGUUCGAAGAACUAUUAUCAAUACCCCUCAGGAACAUGUAUUCUUUGUCAGGAAGAAACUAAGGAUGGUCGUCUUUACGGAACCUUUGCACUAAUGACUACCAGUUCGGUCUUGCGACAAACUGAUAUGUCCGAUGCAGACUUCGUUCGAGAAGCUGCUAAUGUUCCUUCGAAUUUAGAUAUAUCCGCAGAAGAUAUUCGGCCAUUUGGUGUUUCGGGUGAGAAUAAGGAGCAAGUUCACAAAGUUACUUCUAGUGGGGUAGAUAUUAUCACAGAACGAUCGUUCAUCGGAAAAGGAUUCCCAUCCAAUUUCACGAGACCUGGACCGGUAUCCGUCGGAUGUGGACACAUCAUGCAUUACAAGUGUUUUGAAGUCUACUAUGAAGCUUCAAAUAGACGACAUCAACAUCAAAUUGCUCGACAUCAUCCUGAAAAACUUGAGUUGAAUGAAUUCGUUUGUCCGCUAUGCAAAGCCUUAGGAAAUUCGUUCUUGCCGAUAAUUUGGUCUCCAAAGGAAGAGAUACAAGACCAAGCCCUCAAGCCAACAGUUAGUUUUGAUGAUUUUAUCGAAAGGUUUGCUGGUGCCUCUCAGCAACCUAGGACGGAGAAGAUCAACCAAAUCGGUAGCGCUCAUAAUUAUGAUAACAAAUCCGACUUUCCUGCAAGCAGAAGAACCCAACAAUUUUUCAAAAAGCACAAUGAUGAUACCAUGGCCGGCCCUUUGGUAGCCAAGAUGCCAGAACUCUUAAUGGAUGCCUGGGAUCCCCCAUCACCAAGUCAUUGGUCGCCAUUCACACCAACCAAUAUACGGGCUGCUCUUCCAGCGGAUAUCGCAAGUGCUAUUUGGUCUGAAAAUUCAUUCCCUCUUCCAAACGAUAGAUCAGCGAAUGCACCCUCUUCUGUACGGGAAUUGGCCGACAUAUAUCGAAGGUUAAGAGACACAAUGACCAAAAAUAAACUGGAGAGUAGCUACAAAGACAGCCUCGCACAACAUGAGGAGAGAGACUUCUGUUCCAGCGACGUACUAGCCAAAGCUUUGGGAUUCUCUAUCUCUGCUGUUGAAAUUCAGCAGCGUGGUGUUGCAACGCCACCGGGGCAAACAUUCCUAGAAAGUAUUCCACAACAAGCUCUUGUUCACCUUAGGAUAUUGUCUGAGACUGCUCUCUCUUACGUUACGGUGGGAGGGCUCAAGCUUGCAGGAGACAAUCGAGUUGCCAGAGAAUAUAGUAAGGAUUAUGAAUUACAAUAUUCACAAUUGUUCGGAAAGAACGCAUAUUCCACGCCUAGCGAUCUUCCGCCACAUCCUGAGUCUUUGCUUUCUCAAGAUACAUUUGUCUUCCUAGCCAAAGCUUCCUUGUGUCUCGCGCCUGUUGAAGAUAUUGAUAUCGUUCAUCUUGUUCGUCUUUGCUAUAUUGCGGAGAUGACGAAGGUGGUUCUCCAAUUACAAAGACACAUCGAUAAGGCUAAAUGGUUCGAUAUGAUUCAAACAUAUCAACAGGAAGGAGUCGAUAACUUUGGAGAUUUUUGUUUCCACGUUCUAAUAUUCGACGAUAUUGCCUUACACACUCAAGAUUCUGCAAGUCUAGGUAUCUUUGAAACGCUCAGAGAUUGUCGCGCAUUCGUGGAAAAGUAUGCACUUGUAUAUCUAAGAAAGGUCAUGAUUCUUUUGAAUGUUCGUUAUGGCAUCAUCUUCCACAAUUACAUUUCAUCCAACUCGGACUCAAAUGAGCUCGAUCGCCUCACUGAAGCACUCUUUUUGCCAACUUUUGGUGAGAUAUUCUCCAGCUUUGCCGAGGAAGAAGGAACCGUUCCAUCUUUAGUUACUCGCUGGAUUCGACAUGCGAACUCAUUGAAUGAUGAGCUGGUUUCAGCUGCUACUGAGGUUACAAGGAAUACAAUGGAAAAUGAUAUAAAUAUAAUGGAUGUAGCCGCUCCUCGUCUACCAGAUGUGUUCAAGGAUUUCUACACGCAGGCGUUUGAACGCAACAUAGAGGCUGUAGAGAAGAGAGCUCGUGUCAAUGGUUUCAAUAACUCAUUAUGCCCUAGUCAUCCUACAAUCUUCGAACUCAUCGGUCUGCCUAAAAACUACGAUACGCUGAUGGAGGAAACGAUGAAGAGACGUUGUCCUAGUAGUAAGAGAGAUGUUCAAGAUCCUAUGCUGUGUCUUUUCUGUGGAGAAAUUUUCUGCGGUCAGAGUAUUUGUUGUUCGAGGGAUGGACCGGAGAAACCUGGUGGUGGACCAAGAGAUAAAAUUGGUGGUGGACAACAGCAUAUGCUUAAAUGUCAAAAGAACACAGCUCUCUUCCUAAAUAUCCGUAAAUGCUGCAUCUUCUACCUCUACCGCACCAGUGGUUCAUGGAUGGUAGCUCCAUAUAUCGAUAAAUACGGAGAAGUCGAUCCUGGACUAAGACAUAGUCGUCAAUUGUUCUUGAAUCAAAAGAGAUACGAUGCACUACUUAGAACGGUCUGGCUAGGUCAUGGGGUCCCAAGUGUGAUUAGUAGAAAGCUGGAAAUGGAUAUCAAUAAUGGGGGGUGGGAGACUAUUUAGGAGAGAUGGAUGUGUUGAAGAGGGGUAUUGGGAAGAGAAAGAGGAAGGAGGAUAACGGAUAUGUCAUUUACAUCUCACUCGUAGGCGUUAAGGACGUGUUUUCUGAAGGGGAGGGGUGCAUAUGGAGGGCUUCGCUUAGGUCUAUUUUCCUUCUUUUCUUUCUGUUUUAUGGAUCAAAUUAUAGUAUAUUAAUAUAGUUUGAAACGAAAUGGAAUGAGGGAUUUGAUGAAUGGCAGAGCGAUGGCGGAGUAUAUGAAUAUAUGUAUGUUUCUAGAUAAGUUAAAUGAAUGGUUUUAUUUAUUUAUUUAUUUAUUUAUUUAUUU
Molecule: messenger RNA, 7320 nt
Organism: Botrytis porri
Lineage: Eukaryota; Fungi; Ascomycota; Leotiomycetes; Helotiales; Sclerotiniaceae
Exons: 2
Coding region: 284-6997 (2237 amino acids)
Biological process (GO): protein ubiquitination; ubiquitin-dependent protein catabolic process via the N-end rule pathway
Cellular component (GO): cytoplasm; ubiquitin ligase complex
Molecular function (GO): zinc ion binding; ubiquitin protein ligase activity
Source: RefSeq, a predicted model, not a curated record